Babesia ovata is the source of this 534-nucleotide messenger RNA. RefSeq lists its product as uncharacterized. The coding region runs from base 1 to 534 and encodes 177 amino acids. NCBI's taxonomy places the organism in Eukaryota, Apicomplexa, Aconoidasida, Piroplasmida, Babesiidae. The record is from RefSeq and is a predicted model, not a curated record. The transcript has a single exon.
AUGUGCGCGCUCACCUCUACAGUGAGACAGGUCGGCAACGAACUGAAGUCUGUGUUACUCGAUAACAGGGUGGGAAAUUACGGCAAGGGCAGCAAAAGCAUCGCACAAGAAUUGGACAAAGUGGUUGGUGAGACGAAGAAGCUUCACCAGCAUCUCGAAGCGGCGGAAAAACAGACAAAUGAUCAACAACGUUCCACCUACGGUGACCCGAACAAUGAAAUUCUGAAGAAAGUAAACGAGAUUGAGCAACAGGUUAAAAUGGCGAUGAAACAAAAAGGCAACGAUAUAGAGGUUGAAGAAACAAUGACGUCCUAUAAAGAAAAGAGAGAAAAACCAGCAAAUGAUAAAGAUGGCCUCUACAAGAAGCUGACUGAACAAGACAUCCCCCAGGCGAUGGAGCCCUUCAAGCAGAUGGGUGGAUUCAGUCAAGAACAAUCUGAACUUAAGGCAGGAAAAGUAGAAAAGGCUAAAAAUGCAGUCCAAGAACAUCUCUCCAAAAUAACCCGAACUCCAAGAGAUCGCCGGGAUGGUUAA